UGAAAUUGUAUUUAAAACGGCAGUGCCAGCGUAGGGCUGGCCUACACAUCAUAACAUAGUAGGGGGAAAAGAUGACUCAUUUGAGUAGGAAAACAGCAGACAUGGAGUCUAAGAGAGAUGGCGCUAACUUAACCUUUGAACCUUGCAUCCUCGGCAAGGCAAAAGUGUGGCUCCCUGUUGAUCUCAUAGAAGAUCCUUGUGUAUUCAAGUCUGUAAUGAGUCAAGAGACAUGGGAUUCUUCCCUGACUGGAGAAGAGAGGGACAGACUCAUGAAACUAAUGCCUCAGUUCCCUGAAGAUGAUGAGAAGGAAAAACAAGAAACAUUAAGAUGUCUCUUUGAGCGAGAGAACUUCAUGUUCGGCAACCCGCUGACUACCUUUGAGGAGAGGUUGAGGGCGGGCUUCAUGAAUCCAGAGAUCGUGGAGGUCGAGCGAGGGUUACGCCGAGCUACAUACAAGGAUUAUAAGUUCAGUGAGCAGAGGAGACUCCACAGGUUACUCAAAGAAGUUCUGAUAUCUAGACAGGAGUUAUUAGAAGCUGCUAUUUUCACUUCUCCCUCCGCUGCUGUGCCAGUGAAAAGAAGACUGUAUCGGAAUGAUAAAGCAGUAGAUGCAGUGGUGGACAAGAAAUACAGAAAGAUGCUAGCAUCGGCAAGGGAAGGUGACACAACACCAGACUCAUCGGAUGAAGGAGAAAGCAAACCAGAAAUGAAUGGAUUCCAUCGGAGUCCCGGAGGUCGCCUCUCAGACCUAGACCUGCGACUGGAUCCAAAAUGGACCGAUUUCUGGCCCCAGGAGCUGGACCAGGAAGAGGAAGUCAGAACACAUUCGACCUUUGACCCGAAGCCAGUGCAGGCUGAUGGGAAUGGUACACCAGGAAAGACAUCUUCACCAACCAAGCCGCCUUCACCAGUCAGGCUGAGCCAACAGCAGUACAUCAAACUCAUAGAGAACUACCAAGACCGCAUAGAAGAUGAACAUUUGAGGAAACACCCUGAGCUGAAUACGAAGCACAUCACCGUGACUGGAAUCAUCUCUAGAGCCUUCCCUACGCCUCCACCUCCUCAGCUACCCAUCCCAGGAGGAAUGCUUUUAAAAACUGAAGAAAUGGAAGUCAAGACAGGAAAGAAGAGAAAGGACCGGGAGAAAGACCGGAAGAAGAGAAAGAAGAAGAAAAUGGCAGUGAUGACACCAAUGACCCCACCCAAAGCUGUCACGCCCAUCUCCAUCGGUUCCUUGGAGGGGAAUUCCCCUGUGGACAUCCUAAGUACUCCGGAGUCUCGACCGUCUACUAGGGACGAUUUCUCUACCUCGCCAGCCACCUGUUCGCCCGCUUCAGCUGGCUCUUCGGUAACUGCAUCCAGCACAAAUGAUUUCCUUACUUCACCAUCUCCUGCUUGCUCUCCCGCUUCCCCAUCGUCACCAUCCAGUGACAUCAAGCCGCCGCUUCGUGUCCAUCCAUCGUUCUUCAGUCUGAUCAGAGACAUCUUCAGUGCGGCACCAAGCCAUCGACUCACCCUCGCCAAGCUGCGAGAGAGCUUGGCAAACUGGCAACGCUCACCAGUCAGUAUGCUGAGCACUUGGGCUAUCCUCCAGCCAAGCUGGGCCAAGGUCGUUGAUGGUGCUAUGAGGUUUCUCAACGGAGAGGUCACCGUCAGUCCAGAGGUCAUUCCGAGGGUCAGGUACGACGAGGAGAGACAAAUGUGGCAGUGGAGAAGUGAGUUACCUCCAGAUUCAGAGGAAGAGCUGGUGACCCUUUUUAAGCAGUGGUUAGACACCCUCCCAGGUAUGAGAGCAGUACCACCAAUACCCAAAGAACUUGACACCAGUACCCCUACCACACCAUCAACUAGUGUUCCCCAAACUGUAACAGAAAUGAUUGAGAGUAAGGUUGAGGUGAAACCAAGCUUCGCAGAGCAGGAGAGAGAGAGAUACAGCCAGCCACACAAAGCCUUUGUGUACAAGAUGGCCGACUACGAGGCGGUCGUCGCUCCGGUCAAAGGUGUGUUUGGGAAGGAGACUACUCCAAACAAAGCCAGAGAACAUGCCCUUCUCAUCUCCGAUCGACCAUCGUAUGUCACCAUACUCUCUCUAGUGCGAGAUGCCGUAGCUCGGCUUCCUAAUGGCGAAGGGACCAGAGCAGCCGUGUGUGAGCUUCUCAAAGACUCCCAGUACCUGGCCGACUCCAGCGAUUCCCAGAUUAACAACGUUGUGAGUGGGGCCCUCGAUAGGCUUCACUACGAGAAGGAUCCAUGCAUCAAGUAUGAUGUGAAUCGUAAGCUGUGGAUCUAUCUUCAUAAAGAACGCACCAAGGAGGAGUUUGAACGUCUCCACAUGGAACAAGGUGCUGAAGCCAAGGCAAGGAAAUCUAUCGCUCGUCAAACCAAGCUCCUGCCUAAAAUGACAUCUGGUCUUCGAGAUUCCCCGAUCAGUUUCCAGGCCUCUAGACCAGGGUCAGCCAUGAGCGAUGCUAGCAGUGAGAAUCUAAGCAUUGAAGUCUGCAGCCCAAAGGCAUCGCCCGGUAGAGCAUCGAGUCCUAAAGCCAGUCGCAAGAGUCCUGCGUUUGCUAAGAUGAACCCUGUACCUGGCUUUCCUGGAGGGGUAGACUUAGGCAGAGGCGACCGUCCCGUGUCUUCUGGCUCUGUAUCGACAACCGGUGGGAAGAUAGUUUCUACUCAUGCACCAGGCCAAGCUCCGUUUGUCAUCAGCCCGCAGAAGAUAGACAGCCUUCAGUCUGCGUUAAGAGGCCUUCAUCAGAGUCCAGCAACCGCGCGUAUUGCUGGAGGGGAUAACCUGAUACGAGCGCAGCUUCUUGCUGCAAGGGCCUCGGAGGGUAGUUCAGGUGCAUUUGGUGCCCAGGGUGUAACAAUGUAUGAUGGCACUUCGGUCACUUCAGUCGCAGAUAUUUUGAAAGGAACAAUAGGUUCCAUGGGAGACAUGUCAUCAAGGACUUCAACUAGUGGCUUUCAAGAGAUGCCUAAGUUUGUGAAGAGCAUGUCUGUCCCAUGUACCCUACCUGAUGGGAAGGUGGUGAUGAUUUCACCAGAGCUGCUGAUGCCUAGUGGAAAACCAACAAAGAAGAGAGCAAGGAGCGGAAGUGGAGGGCGAAAGAAAGGGAAUGCUGGACAGUCAACAGAGGGAGCUGUGACUUUGAGUGGUGCUUCGGAUCUGAGCAAAUUGAUCAGCUCCAACAUCAUCACCCCAAGCUCUGUUACUGUUAGUCAGGGUACGUCAAAGACAAGUCGGAAGAGUGUGACACCAUCGCCUACCUCAGUCACGCUUGGGACGAACAAACUGGCAACCGUGAGUGAGGCUCUUGCUCAGAAACGAGCUGAGGCAGCUCUGCAGAGUGGCAGACAGCAGAGCAGAGGCCAGUCUACAAUAACACUACCUCCUGGUGCACUUAAAGGACAAACUGUGAAAAGCAUUCUGGCAAGUGUGGGUAUCCCACUCUCAGGUGCCUCGGUCACUGUAUCAAGGAUUGAUACUCCAGGUUCAUCCUCGUCAGCCAAGCAGGGCUCCACCAAGAGCAAAGAUAGCAGAAAAUCACCAGUAUUUUCUGGUGUUAAUAUUUUAGGAAGUCAACCGGCUACAAAGGGAAGGCCAUCCUCUGCUCCUUCUAUGAGUGGGAAGAAGUCCCCCAUUACAAGUAUGCAUCAUGCUUUAGGCCAUCAGACAAUUGGUUUGACUACAGUUACAAAAGGUGGUCAGGUUGUGGUCCAGCCAGUUGCCUUGGGGAUAGAAAGACCUGGCUCUGCCGCAUCACCUGGUAUUGCAAGACAAUCCUCAAGUCCAGCCGCACAAGCACUUACACUCAAAGCCAUACCCGUGUCAUUAGCCAAGAAGCAUGGUCAAUCUGCAUCUCAAGACUCCAGGAAGAUGCCGCAUCAGAUCACCUCAGAAGCAGUCGGUGUGGGUCAAGAUGACCAUGAUGGCUCAGGGAAGAAGAGGAUGGGGAAAGGAGGACACCCUAAGCAACACUUUGUGUCAGGAAAUGCGGCUGCUGCUCUUGCUCAAGCAGGAAAGAUGUCAGCGGGAACAGAGUUAAAGGACUUUGCAUCUGUACCUUUGUCACUUUUGUUUCCAGGAUCUCGGCAAGGAGGUAAUCAGAAAGGUGGCCUACCCUUAUUGACAAGCCCCUUUUUAACAGGAGGUCAAAUUCCAAUAGCCAGCUUAACAGAUGGGAAAGGAGUUGUUUUCCAGAUGCCCCAUGGUUCUAACCUCAUGUCCUUACCAAUGUCUGGAGUACCAGUCAAUCCUCAGAGAUCAGGUGCUAUGGCAGGCAGUCCGGGAGGACAGUCUCUGUCAUCAAGUGGUGCCUCAACUACGACAGUAUCCGCUGCACAAAGUGCAAGGCAAAUUCACCAUCACCUCUCGCAAGGAGGAUCUUCAGCAAAGACAUCACCUGCCCUUCCCUCCAAUAUAGUGACAGCCACCAUCCGGAGUGCCCUUGCAGCAGCUCAGAACAGGGCCAAUCCCCAUCAAGGUUUAUCAGCGGCUCAUUUAUCUCAGUGGGCGUCCCAACAGAGUACUUCUGGAUCAAUGAAAGCGGACAUGCAGAGUGUCUCGGGUAGAACAAGCCAGGGUGCAUCCAUGAUGCCUUCUCAUAUGACGUCUACCAGUGGUGGGAUGCCUUCACAGUAUAACUUCCCUCCAUCAGGGUCAAGAUCCCGCAUGCCACCUUCACCUUCAGAAUCAAAGACAUCAUUAACAGCUUCAUCCAUUGCCAGCAUUAUUGCCAAUCUGAAGCAGAAUCCAAUGGCUGCCAUAUCUCUGCCAUCAGUGUCUUCUUUUGUCCCAUCGGCCAACGUAUCAAGAUCGAUGUCUCAAUCCUCAAUGCAAAACCAACCUGUUUAUUCACAAGGGUUCAUCAGAGCACAGAUGAAGCAAUCAGCAGCCUCAAAGACCACCUCCCAACCAGCAGCUAGCCCUUCACACCCACAGUCAACCCCUCCUAGAGGUGCAGGACCUACACUAGCAAGAUCCUUGUCACAGCCAUCAUCAUUGUUCCCUCAGAUGCCAUCAGCUGGAUUCACCAGAGACCUCUCGAGAAUGCAAAGCCAAUCAACAACAUCAGCUCCUUCCAGUGCGUCUCAAGUGAGUAGGAGCGUACUACAAACUGCAGCAGGAAGUGCCUUGUAUGCGACUGCCUCCAACCCAUCUGCAAUGGGAGUUUCAUCUUCAAGGAUUUCAGCAGCAUCCCGUGUAGCAGUUCAGUCAUCCGCCAGUACCGCGACUCUGAAAUCUGUACCCAUGCAGCCCACAUCUGAAAUUCCUCCCGAUGUCAAGCCUGUCACACAAGCCAAGCAGCGCCAAAAUCCUGGAAUCAUAACAACUUCAGAGUCCAAGUUUGUACCCAGCUCAGCUACACCUGCAGGCACCAGAUACAUGUCUACAGGAAAUACCAGGUUACCUGCAGGAGUUAAGCCUGUAUCGACUUCAAAUAUUGGAACACCUACAGGAACUAGACCUGUGUCUACAGGAAAUAAUGGUAAAACUACAGGAUCCAAGACUGUAUCUACUGCAAGUGCAGGAAUGCCUACAGGAAGUAGACCUAUAUCUACACCGGUCACAGGAAGUAGACCUAUACCUACACCGGUCACAGGAAGUAGACCUAUAUCUACACCGGUCACAGGAAGUAGACCUAUAUCUACACCAGUCACAGGAAGUAGACCUAUAUCUACACCGGUCACAGGAAGUAGACCUAUAUCUACACCGGUUACAGGAAGUAGACCUAUAUCUACACCGGUCACAGGAAGUAGACCUAUACCUACACCGGUCACAGCAGGGACUACAGGAUCAACAACUCAGGUGUCUGCAGCACCCCCUCAAAGAGUCAUUCCUCCUCUGGAGCCCAGAGUGACACGAGGAAAAUCGAAAGGGAAAGCAGCAGUAAAAAAGGAGGAGUCUUGAUUUAAAGCUAGCCUUAUAGAUACUAUUUCAAUUUUGCAGCCAACAUCAAAUUCUGUAGAAUUUUGCAGGAUUUAUGAAUAUGUCAUGUAUGUCCUAUCUGUGAAAUUUAAACAUUAUCAGUGUUCUAGUAUUCAAAUUAUGCAAGGAAACCCGUUUUACAUUCUAGAAUCACUGUCAGACGCUAUUGAAUGACUGACUGACCACUAUUUUUUCUUUGGUAGUAACAUACAUAAAAUGAGCUGUAGCAGGUACAUGUACAUGUCGAUUCAACAACUAAUGGUUGUUAUUUUCCUAAUAAAAGCCUUUUUCAAGCCCCUUCGUUUUGAGGAAAGUUCUAAAUUAGUAUUGUGUUUCAAAUGCCGUUGGAAUGUAACCUUUUCAAUUUUUUGAGGUCUGCAAAUACGACAUAGGUAGUACCUAUAAUAAUCAAAAUUUGUGGUGAUGAACUGCAUUUUGAGAAUCAUUGGCUUGAAUUAAUACUGAUUUCUUCAUCGUAAAGGGGAUCAGUUAUUUGGUUCAGCAAAUAAUAACAAUUUCCCCCCUUUCAUUACCAGAACUUGAGAUUACCCGUAACGCCUUGUUCAGUUAUGACGCGGCAAAAUGGCUGCCGUUUAUUUAUGCUGACGUAAAGUGUACUAGACGUUACAUUUCUGUAUCUUAUAACACAAAGACCUCAGUAAAUACGUGCAACUGCAUUGUUGCCCGCAGGUACCGUUUAUUUACACAAAAAAUAAAAACGCUGCAACUCUUUUGCGGAGGUUUACAGCGUCAUAUCUGAACCAGCACUGGUAGACUUUUCUUUGCCUGUUAGUAAUUUUUGAAUGAUGAACGAUUACAUAUAUUGCCUUGAUGUUCUUGAUUUCUUACGUAAAUUAAGCACAGCAUUAAUUGUAUUGAAUGUGUUCUGUUGACAUAAUUGAUAGUGUAUAAAGAAUGUUUACUGAAAAUAUUGUAAGAUAUUUUGUAAUGUGAUUGCACUGUCCUUGUACUAUACUUGUCCAUUCUGAGGCUGUACGAAAAUGAAUUAUAUGUAGUUGAAAUAUUAGACAAUUUCUCAUGGUGCUUAUAUGAAUAAAUAGGUAGCUUUUUAUGUUUUACUAUGUGCUAUGCAUAUUAUACAUGUAAUGGGUGUGAACAAGUCCAAGUUAUUGUUUCCUCUACAUUACGGACCACAUCUAAGAUUUUAGCAUAUCAGGGGAGUGUUUCACAAAGACUAAGAUUGACUUUAAGUUGGACUUAACUAUGGCAUGCCAUUCAUGCCACUGUGUUCUCUCACCAUUUCCUGGCAUUGGUUUCUCAAGGGACUUACAAAUUGUGGUCACAAAUCGUAAGAAUUUACUUUUUUUGAUAGUUCAUUAUAAAAAAAAAAAUUCUCUAAAGAUCAUAACUGAGAGACCAAUGGUGAGAGCAACCAGUGGCAUAAAUGGCCUGCCAUAGUUAAAUCUAACUUAAAGUUGAUUUUAGUCUUUAUAAAACACCCCCUGAUCAAUGAUCAUUGUAUUACAUUUAAGUUGAAAGCCCUACUUGAGCUUGAAUCAGACCAUAUAUGAAGUGGAAAACCACACUUCGCCAGGAAACACAAGGUGAUUGUAGUAGGGUUUGCAGGUCCAUGGUGACUUCAUUUAUUAGAUGGAAUUCAUAAAGUCAAGUGUACAUACAGAGGACAACAUUACACCAAUGGCGACAACUACAGUAGAUCAUAACAUUGCCCCAUGACGGUUUAUAUAAUGUCAAUCUAUAUUCAAAUUCCACAAAAUUAAUACUUGUACCGGUACUUAAUAAUAUUGGUAAUACCAAAACACCAAUUAGCUUUCAGCUCCCACCUAUGUUGCCCUAUAGCCUAUAGGAGUUCAACAAUUUUGCAGUCAUCUGGUUAAUUUAGUCCAUUAUUAUUCUUUAUCUAAAGACACAUAGUAGUGGGCUCUCAUGGCGAAUUUGACACCGUUCAAGUAUUGACCUGAUAACAGAUGUCGUCAAUUACCAGGGUCCCAUUAUAUGAAACUUGCCAUUGAUGGUAACUUUGUCAUUAAUGUCAACUACCAUGGCAACAUCACUCAACAGCCAAUCAAAUCACGUUUCUAUGAAAGUUACCAUCAUUGGUAAGUUUUAUGCAAUGGGCCGUUGAGACCUCUACUUUUAUGUAAAUGCUCAGCAUUUUCCAUAAAUCACCCCUUAAGGAAAACUCUUAUCUUAUAUUAAGCCCGCCCAAAGACUCGCUGAGAGAAUAGUGUGUAUUUUCUUGCUAGUUUGCUGUAUGGGAGACUUGUACUCUAAUGAAUGGUAUUUCCACCAAGUCGGGUGUCUUCAAAUUAUGACCGACUUCACAUGGACAUCUCCCACUAUACCCCUUUGAAUAACUCUUGAGGAUGUCAAUUCUAUGUUGUGUAUUAUUGUAAAUUCAUUGUACAGGAUUAAAUUUUUCUAAAAAUUUG
Strongylocentrotus purpuratus (purple sea urchin) is the source of this 8344-nucleotide messenger RNA. RefSeq names its product nuclear factor related to kappa-B-binding protein (gene nfrkb). The coding region runs from base 72 to 5912 and encodes 1946 amino acids. The record is from RefSeq and is a predicted model, not a curated record. Gene Ontology annotation, molecular function: protease binding. Lineage: Eukaryota; Metazoa; Echinodermata; Echinoidea; Camarodonta; Strongylocentrotidae. Gene Ontology annotation, cellular component: Ino80 complex. The transcript is spliced from 20 exons.